AUAAAGGAGGAAGCCACGUUUUGCGUUUAGUCGCCACCCAGAAAAAACCCUCAAGUCUUCUUCUUCUUCCUCAAUCUCUCCACCUCUUUUCAAACCUUCUUCACACUCUCUCUCAAUCAAUCCUUUUUCUUCUCAAAUCUUUCAGUUUUGAUCUCUAAAUUUCCAGAAAAUGAGCAACGAUAAGGACAGUUUCAAUGUCAGCGAUCUCACUUCUGCUCUUAAAGAUGAGGAUCGAGCUGGUCUUGUCAACGCUCUUAAGAACAAGCUCCAGAAUCUAGCUGGACAACAUUCUGAUGUGCUCGAGAAUCUGACUCCUAAAAUUAGAAGGCGUGUUGAGGUUUUGCGGGAGAUUCAGGGCAAACAUGAUGAAAUAGAGACAAAAUUCCGCGAGGAGAGAGCUGCUCUUGAAGCCAAGUAUCAAAAGUUAUAUCAGCCUUUGUAUAACAAGCGUUAUGAGAUUGUGAAUGGAGCUACUGAAGUUGAAGGGGCUCCAGAGGAUGCUAAGAUGGACCAAGGAGACGAGAAAACUGCAGAAGAGAAAGGAGUCCCUAGUUUCUGGCUGACUGCUCUGAAAAAUAAUGAUGUUAUAUCUGAAGAGAUCACAGAGCGUGAUGAAGGAGCCCUUAUAUAUCUUAAAGAUAUCAAGUGGUGCAAGAUUGAAGAACCAAAGGGAUUCAAACUUGAGUUUUUCUUCGACCAGAAUCCUUACUUCAAAAACACCCUAUUAACAAAGGCGUAUCAUAUGAUUGAUGAAGAUGAGCCUCUGCUUGAGAAGGCUAUUGGGACAGAGAUUGAUUGGUAUCCUGGAAAAUGCUUAACUCAGAAGAUUCUUAAGAAGAAGCCUAAGAAAGGUGCAAAGAAUGCCAAGCCAAUUACCAAAACUGAAGAUUGUGAAAGCUUCUUCAACUUCUUCAAUCCUCCCCAAGUUCCUGAUGAUGAUGAAGACAUUGACGAAGAAAGAGCCGAGGAACUUCAGAAUCUGAUGGAACAAGAUUAUGACAUUGGUUCUACAAUCCGGGAGAAGAUCAUACCUCAUGCUGUCUCAUGGUUUACUGGUGAGGCUAUUGAGGGAGAGGAGUUUGAAAUAGACAAUGACGAUGAAGAUGAUAUCGAUGAGGAUGAAGAUGAGGAUGAAGAAGAUGAAGACGAAGAUGAGGAAGAAGACGACGAAGAUGAGGAGGAAGAAGUAAGCAAGACCAAAAAGAAGCCAUCAGUCUUACACAAGAAAGGAGGGAGACCUCAGGUUACCGAUGAUCAACAAGGAGAGAGGCCUCCUGAAUGCAAACAACAGUAAACAAAAUCGAAAAGUCUAAACGAAAACCAGUAAAAGAAAAACAAAUGUUUUGGGUUUUGAGUGAAGUUUCAUGGCCUAGUUUUUUGCUUCCAUGUAAGGCAAAAUGUUUUGAAGACUGCUCAUAGGAAUGUUGCUGUAGGCAAAAGAGUGAGUUUCUCCAUGUGGAGAUACUUGAUAAAUUAUUUUUGGUGCAUUUGUUUUUUUUUUUUUUAAUCACUAAGUUGAAUUUUGGUGUGUUCGUCAAAAUUAUAUCUUUUUACCACUUGAAUUAAGUCUCUUUUGGUUUCUUUAAUUUAAAAAUAAAUAAAUCUUAUCAUUGUUUUUUUUGUGUGGACAUAAGUGUAUUAUUCUUAUUGUAAACCAAGAAAAAAGAACAGAAAGAAAUUUGUUUUCA
Molecule: messenger RNA, 1688 nt
Organism: Arabidopsis thaliana (thale cress)
Lineage: Eukaryota; Viridiplantae; Streptophyta; Magnoliopsida; Brassicales; Brassicaceae
Gene: NAP1;3
Product: nucleosome assembly protein 1;3
Exons: 12
Coding region: 170-1294 (374 amino acids)
Biological process (GO): nucleosome assembly; double-strand break repair via homologous recombination
Cellular component (GO): cytoplasm; nucleus
Molecular function (GO): histone binding
Source: RefSeq, marked reviewed